AUGCUUGAUGAAAUUUUGAUAGGAUUAUCUGCCACUGUUCUUUUGCGAAUAUCAAAUCCAAGUUCAUCAACUGGCAUUCCUGAAGUGAACCAGACCAGUCUGCAAAUUUAUGGAUUACCUAGUGGGUACUACAAUGAAGUGUACUUCAAGGAGCUUGUCCGGUUCGACGUUGUUCAUUCUGUACAAGCCAUUCACGAACUUAUUUCUUUACUGGAACGAAUUCUAGAGUUUUUCAAGCACUCUACGAAUCUCAAACAACUGGGUGGCCCUCAAGAAGUAUAUCAUGAUAUGAGGUUAAUCAAUGACAUUGUUAACAUAUGUCAUAGUGUGAUACACUACAAUGCUCUACCGUUUCGAAGCCUUCCCGAUGUGAUUAGAUAUCUGAGCAAAUUAAAGUCGAAACAAAUCAGGGAAAUCGUGAAGGAAAACAGAGAAGGUAUUAACGAGAAGUACUCGAUUAUUAACAAGGAGCACGAGAAGCUUGCAGACAACGCAGAAGAUCCAAAUAUCCUAAAGUUUAUACUUUUCCAUUUCUUUUAUGAAUAA
This is a messenger RNA of Angiostrongylus costaricensis, 546 nucleotides long. The record is from the annotation of a GenBank genome assembly. Lineage: Eukaryota; Metazoa; Nematoda; Chromadorea; Rhabditida; Metastrongylidae.